AUGAGUGAUGUGGAAACGCGGGGUUUUUGGUAUUUCAACUUUCCAGAAACAUCGCCGCCUGUGAGAGUGUACAAUGUUCCUUUAGGAACAUCGCUUACUCUGAGUUCGGACAAUAGUCCUUUACAAAUCUUGCAAUCGCCGCCUGAAAAUUCGGACAACGAUGCUAUGCAAACCUUGCAAUCGCCGCCUGUGAGAGUGUACAAUGUUCCUUUAGAAACAUCGCCGACUCUGAGUUCGGACAACGAUCCUUUACAAAUUUUGCAAUCACCGCCUGAAAGUUCGGACGAUGAUUCAUCAUCAGGUGUUUCCAGUGACCAACAACUACGAAAAUUGGAUAUCGAGGAGAGCGAUAAUUUUGCUCCAACUCCUGCAAUUAAGUACUAUUCACUGGAGGGGAUUCGACUCAAAUCGUUUGCAUUAUGGCCGAUGCUUCUAAAAGAGCUAAUCGACCCAAUGGUCUUGUGUGGAUUCUUUUAUACUGGAACCGGAGACAGAGUCCAAUGUUUUUUCUGUGGAAUAGCAGUAGAUCGAUGGGUGGCCGAUGACGAUAUAUGGGGAGAGCAUUUGAAGUAUAGUCCGCAAUGCUGA
This is a messenger RNA of Ceutorhynchus assimilis (cabbage seed weevil), 588 nucleotides long. The record is from the annotation of a GenBank genome assembly. NCBI's taxonomy places the organism in Eukaryota, Metazoa, Arthropoda, Insecta, Coleoptera, Curculionidae.